Messenger RNA from Nelumbo nucifera (sacred lotus), 1721 nucleotides. RefSeq names its product geraniol 8-hydroxylase-like. Gene Ontology annotation, molecular function: heme binding; monooxygenase activity; oxidoreductase activity, acting on paired donors, with incorporation or reduction of molecular oxygen. The record is from RefSeq and is a predicted model, not a curated record. Lineage: Eukaryota; Viridiplantae; Streptophyta; Magnoliopsida; Proteales; Nelumbonaceae.
GAGCUGAGAUGGAUCAGCUGCACGCUUUUGCAUCUGCCACCGUCACCUACCUCUCCCAACUCCCUCGCCCAGCUGCUCUCUCCCUCGCCGCCUUCUUCCUUCUCCUCCCUCUCAUCCUCCGCCGCCGGACUUGGUACAACGCACCACCUGGCCCUAUCGGAUGGCCUAUACUCGGUUACCUCCCUUACCUCUCCGAUCGUCUCCACGAGGAUCUCUUCCACCUAGCCAAGACCUAUGGCCCACUCUUCAGCCUCCGGAUGGGACAGAGGCCUGCCAUCGUUGUUUCCUCGCCGGAGAUGGCGAGAGAGGUCCUCAAGCACAAGGAAGCGUCGUUCUCUAGCCGUACGAUUACGGAGGCUGUACGAUGCAUCGCGUAUGACGGCACGUCUCUUGUCUUUGUCCCCUACGGUUCCCGGUGGAGGCUUCUGCGUAAGAUCAUUACUUCCGAAUUCUUCUCCUCUCGCGCCAUUGAGCUCUUCCAACCCGUCCGGAGACAGCAGGUCGAAGGCCUACUUAGAACUCUAUACACAAGCUCGAAGUCCAAGACUCCGGUGAACGUUGCCGACUCCAUGUUUGUGGUCUCGUCCAACCUCACAAGUAACAUUGCAUUUUCAAAGAGCCUAUUCGACACCACAAAGAAGGAAGGAAGAGAGCUCAAAGACAUGGUGUGGGAGGUCCUAGAGACUGUAGCUGUGCCCAAUCUGGCUGACAUGCUCCCUUUUUUAAAGGUGUUUGACCCACAAGGUUUGAAGAGAAGAUUGUCUAAGGUGGGCAUGAGGUUUGACAAGUUCCUUGAGCAAUUGAUCGAUGAGAGAUUGAAGGAGAGGGAGAAAGGAUUCAAGAAGAAUGGGAAGAUGGACAUGUUGGAUGUGUUCUUAGACUACAGGAGUGAGAAGGAAGAUGAGUUGAAGCAGUUCUCUAGGGUUGAUAUCAAAGGGAUACUUUUGGACAUGUUCAUGGCGGGUGGAGACACUACAUCAAGCACAAUAGAGUGGGGGAUGACUGAGAUCCUCAAGAAACAGGAAAGCCACAAGAAGAUAUUAGCAGAGCUUGAUCAAGUGGUCGGAAAACAUCGAUUCGUGGAAGAAUCCGACAUCCCUAAGCUCACCUAUUUCCAGGCCGCCGUGAAGGAAGUCUUCCGGCUCCACCCAGCAGUUCCCCUUCUCGUCCCUCGCCGGACCAACGAAGCAUGCGAGGUCAGCGGUUACAGCGUGCCCAAGCAUGCAAUUCUCUUUCUCAACGUCUGGGGAAUGGGCAGAGACCCCAAGAUAUGGCCGGAGCCUUGUGAGUUCAAACCGGAGAGGUUCCUGGGCUCCAGUGUUGAUGUCAAGGGCCAAGACUUCGAGAUUCUGCCUUUUGGAACUGGACGAAGAUCAUGCGUUGGCAUGCCUCUUGGUCACCGGAUGGUGCACUAUUCUCUGGCCUCGUUGCUUCAUGCUUUUGAGUGGGACUUCCCUUCAGAUGUCUUAGAAGAUACAACCGAGAAGGUAGGGAUUACUCUGCAGAAGGUCAAGGUCUUGAUAGGUGUUCCUAAACCUCGCUUGCAGGAUUCUGUGUACCAACUGCAGUAAUCAGUAAUGACAACUCUCCGAAAGAUUCACGACUCUUUCUAUGUGUCAUUGAGAAAUAAACUAAGCGUUUUUUUUCCUUGGAAACUUGAAUUGUAAACCAAAACUUAUGUAAUAACUCCUGUUCUGGUUUUGUUUCCUUCUGUUAUUUAA